This is a messenger RNA of Lactuca saligna, 1622 nucleotides long. NCBI's taxonomy places the organism in Eukaryota, Viridiplantae, Streptophyta, Magnoliopsida, Asterales, Asteraceae. The record is from the annotation of a GenBank genome assembly.
AAAGAAGUAGGUGUCCUUUAUUUUCAGUGUAUCAGUACCCAAAAGCAAAAGGGAUCAGUGACCUCACAUGGCGAUCUUCACUUCAUUUCUGCCCAUAAAUACCCACAAUACCCACGAAGCAAAAUCACAACAAGAUCAUCAAUCCCUUCCUUUCCAUUUUGCAUAGACAGACCCCACUUCUAUUGAGCAGAAAGGAAACAUCAUUCAACAGUAGAUCACGAUCAUUCUUAACAGCUCGCCUCGCAAUUGAGGGCUCUUAGUCCUUGAACCGAAACUCUGAUUUUCUCGCACCCUUCUCUUUCUUUCUUCUAUUUUCUACUUCUUUUUCCGUCUAUUUCUUAAUCCUCAUUUCCCGAAAACCUUCAAUAGCUGCUGUUGUUAAUGGAGAAAACGUGAGAUUCAGAAAUAUUACUGGGUGGAACACUCAUGGCGUCUGAUCUUGACAAAGAAGAACCCCCUGACCCUGAGCAAACCAGAAAACAACACAGAUGUGCAGAAAUACUACAUAUAAAACGAGAAAAGAGAAAAGUUUCUUCACACAUAUAUGAAGGAGGAAGAAGAGAAGGAACUGGUUCAAGGACCUUGAAGCUGUUUGCGAAAAUGUCUGAAAUCUGCGGAUCACCUCUGCAACCCUCUGUAGCAGAAGAGGUGGACCAAACGGCUGCACCAUUUAAUAAAAAAUAUGUUUGUUUUUUAACGUCUGCAUAUUGCUACAAUACUGGAAUGAAGUUGGACAAAAGUUUAACGGUGACAUUAUGGAAAAGUCUCAAUGAUCCAGGAACUGGAAGCUACCUAUUUCGGCAAGAUGAAAGAGGCAACCAAUACUUCGUUAUUAUGAAAGAUACAACAUAUCAUUGGAAAAGCAGAAACCCAAAGAACGGCUUUGAUGACAGCAAAAUGUUCCCCGAGGCUGUGAGUUUGCUAUCAAACACAACCACAGGAGAUCAACAUGCCAUUUACAAUAUUUUAGUUGGCGAAAAGCGAGUAAACAAUGGGUUUUGGAAUGGGAAGCGCCUAGAGAUUGUUGUAGCGAAUACCCGUGCUUUACAUAGGGAUCAUAAGGUUGGAUGCAAGAGAAAAUCUGAAAUAUGUGAGAAUACUACAGAUACAUUCGUGAAUCUUACUAUGAUUAGUGUUGGUGUUACAUAUGUGACCUUCCAAAAAUCAAAUAACAAGUCUGGCAGACAUAAUAUCUCCAUCCGUGUUUCUGCAGGGCAUCAAGUCAAAGGGCGAUCAGAAUUUCAAAAACUUGUUGUUCCUCUCGUUGUUGGUCUUUCUGUUUUGGGGGUUACAAUCUUGUGUGUGGUUGUGUAUAUUUCUUAUACCAGAUUGGUGAAUAGAAUAGCAAAGGACAGACGUAGGAUUGAACUUGAGUCCAACAAUAUGAGCAAAACAUGCCAUUGUCAAAUGUGAUCUUGAUGCUGGGAAGUGAACCCGACACCCUCCCAACUUCAACCGAUCCAACUCAUGACUCACAAAAGGAUCAUGCCAUUGCCUCUUCCUCUGGUUUGCCUAAAGAAGACCCACAAUUUAGCAAAAACAUGACGGAAAUUACUAUAUUACACCUUCGUUGAUACUUUUUUACACCCUCCAGAUAUAUAUAUAUAUAUAUUAGAAUGACC